This is a messenger RNA of Paramecium sonneborni, 609 nucleotides long. Lineage: Eukaryota; Ciliophora; Oligohymenophorea; Peniculida; Parameciidae. The record is from the annotation of a GenBank genome assembly.
AUGUCAAAUAUUUAAAAUACAUAGAAUCCAAAAGCAUUAAAUAAUUUGUUAAACUCGAAACACUCUCUCAUAAGAUUAUAAAAAAUACUAUCUAAUGAUAAUCACCUUAGAAAAUAAUAACAUUUCAAACCUUUAAGAACUGAAAAAUCAAGCACCUUAUCUAUUAUUAAAAGUGAUAGUUUAAUAACAACUCAUGACAAUAAAAACUUUUUUAAAACAUCAACAAGCUUAAAUAAAUUGAAUAAAAUUGUUAAUAUUCAAAAGAAAGCAAAUGAUCAAACUCAUUAAUAAAUUAUUAAACAUCUUCUAACAGAUUAAUCCUAUUCUAAACUCAAUAAAAUUAGUUAACAAGGAGAUCAUGUUAGAACUCUUUAAACACUUAAACCACAACUUUAAAACUUUACAGAUUAAAAACUAUAAAUCAAAGAUCUUCGUAAUAAAAUUAAACUUAAAUUACAAGAAAGAGAUUAAGAAUAUUUAUUUAAGAAUGCUUAACAAAUUAGUAAUUUAUAACUUAAGUUAUCCAAUCUAUAAGCUUCUUAAUUAUUUAAAAAUUUUCUUGUAUAAAAUGGAUAUAGAUAACCUGCUUUCUUAAAAGACAUUUAAUGA